Messenger RNA from Chaetura pelagica (chimney swift), 3178 nucleotides. RefSeq names its product E74-like factor 1 (ets domain transcription factor) (gene ELF1). Gene Ontology annotation, cellular component: nucleus. Gene Ontology annotation, molecular function: sequence-specific DNA binding; DNA-binding transcription factor activity, RNA polymerase II-specific. The record is from RefSeq and is a predicted model, not a curated record. Gene Ontology annotation, biological process: regulation of transcription by RNA polymerase II; cell differentiation. Lineage: Eukaryota; Metazoa; Chordata; Aves; Apodiformes; Apodidae.
GUGAUUAAAGGCUAUUGAGGUGAGAAGAAAAACUCAGGCAAGGAUUCCUCCUGGUUUGUUUCCCUUUGAGAAGAACCCAGGAACACUGAAGAUCCAAGAAAUACGAACACCAAUACUUGAUUGGUUUUGUGAUCCUGCCUUUCUGCCCAGUUGGACCUCAGUGACUGUCUCUGUUCUUUAGCAUUUGAGAACAUCUUUCUUCGUAUGUGGAGCUGAGACCUGGGAAUGCGUUAUUAUGGCAGCAGUUGUACAGCAGAAUGAACUUGUCUUUGAAUUUGCUAGCAACGUCAUGGAGGAUGAGCAGCAGCUUGGUGAUCCAUCUAUUUUCCCUGCUGUCAUUGUGGAGCAUGUUCCUAGUGCAGACCUCCUUCACAACUACUCCGGCUUAACCUGCGUGGAUGAACCUAGUGACAUGAUCACUGAGAGCUCCCUGGAUGUUGCAGAAGAACAAAUCAUAGAAGAUGAUGAUAUAACCCUCACAGUUGAAGCAUCUUGUCAUAAUGGAGAUGAAACGAUGGAAACAAUUGAAGCUGCUGAAGCACUUCUCAAUAUGGACUCCCCUGGUCCUAUGUUGGAUGAAAAAAGAAUAACAACUAUGUUUGGCUCAACUGAAGAUGAUGAUAUGGUGGCUCCUGUUACACAUGUGUCAGUCACACUUGAUGGGAUCCCUGAGGUGGUGGAAGUUCACCAAGCUCCAGACCCUUAUGCUGAAUCACCAGAGACUCCAGAAUUUGAACAACCAAAGAAGAAAAAAGGGAAGAAGCCAAGACCAUCUCGUCCUGAGUCCCCUACUACAACGCCAAACAUAUCUGUGAAAAAGAAAAGCAAAGAUGGAAAGGGAAAUACAAUUUAUCUCUGGGAGUUCUUACUAGCACUGCUGCAGGACAAAGCUACCUGUCCUAAAUAUAUCAAAUGGACUCAAAGAGAGAAGGGCAUUUUCAAACUGGUAGAUUCCAAGGCUGUGUCCAGGUUGUGGGGAAAACACAAAAACAAACCUGACAUGAAUUAUGAAACAAUGGGUAGAGCUCUCAGAUACUAUUACCAAAGAGGAAUACUGGCUAAAGUAGAAGGUCAGCGCCUAGUAUAUCAAUUUAAAGAGAUGCCAAAAGAUCUCGUCUAUAUAGAUGAUGAAGAUGCAAGCCCUAGCACUGAAUCAUCAGAUUCAACUCUCCUCUCAACUCCUGUGGCCAAUAGAAACCAGUCAAGCAGAUCUAGAGCAUCUGCAAACACGGGAACAAAGGGGGGAUCUACCACAGCGCUAAAAACAGGAAACUUGAAGGCUGCUGAGCUGAAGGAGCACGUAGAAGUCGUACAGCAGCAGACACCUGGCUUGACUUCAGAAGUUUUGAGGACAAUGCAAUCUCCACAGCCAGUACAUCCCACACAGCUUUUUCGGACAGUUCACUUAAUGCAGCCAUUACAGCCCCUCACAGAAGGACGUGCAGCUGUAACCAGUAAUGUUGCAGAUGAAGCAUUAAAUCCCUCCGUUCAGAAUAUAAGGACUUUACAGUCUCCAACCCAAGUUCCGGUGGUUGUUUCUCCUGGAAAUCAGCAGCUGCAUACUGUAACACUCCAGACAGUGCCUCUUACUACAGUGAUAGCCAGCACAGAUCCAGCCUCUGCAACAACACCCCAAAAAUUCAUUUUACAAGCCAUUCCGACUUCACAACCCAUGACGGUUCUUAAAGAAAACGUCAUGCUGCAGUCUCAGAAGCCAGUCUCACCUCUCCUCACAUGUGCACAAGUCCAGCAGGUGCUCACCAGCAGCGUGCAGACAAUUUGCAAUGGAACAGUCAACAUGGCUUCGUCUUCAUCCUUCAGUGCCACUACCCCCAUGGUGACGUUUUCACCUAGCAGCUCACAGGUGGUGGCUCACCCGUCGGGCACGGUGAUCACUUCAGUUAUUAAAGCACCAGAAACAAAACAAAUUGGUGUGCAAGGAGUGGAAAAAGAAGACGAUGGUGACAAAUUAGAUGAUACUGAGCAGUCAGAGCAGAGAUUCCAGCAGCAACCGUUUGUGAUGGUGGUGUCCAGUUCAAAUGGUUUCCCAUCUAACGUGCAAGUGAAGCAAGAAAAUGAGCCAUUGGAAUCCAAUUCAUAUUGAUAAAUUAAAAAAAAAAAAAAAAAGACCCUGUGGAUGAUUAUUUUCAUAAAUGUGAUGGGACCCUUUUCAGUUAUGUAUAUAUGAUUUGAUUCUGAAGCAAGAUGUGGCAAAGCUACUUAAUUUCUGCAGUUAAUUGUUAGAAUUCAUGCUUUAGAAUGGAUUUUGAUAUUCUGGUAAUUGCUAAAUGUUAUCAUAUAAAUAAAAGUAUAUAUUACUCAAGUUUCAAAAUACAAGCAUGAAGGAACAUGCUUUUUUACGCUAUGAAGACUUUCUCUUGAGGUUGUUGGCCAAAGUUUCAAAACUUUUUUCUUACUCUGUCUUUUCAGUCUGUUGCUGAUUUACAUUGCAAUAACAUUAUUAUAACCUUUUCUGUUUAAUCCGUAUGUGUAUCAUGUAACUUUUGAAACAACAGUUACUUUAAGUGUGGGACAUUUUCAUUCCAUGUGUAUGAAUUCUUAUGAUCAAGUAUCUGUUCCGUACUGGUGAAUUAUACCAGUUUUAGACUUUGAUAGCCAGGUAUCAUCUUGCUUUUUUUUUUUUUUUUGCAGCACAAGCUCUUGUGUGUGCAAAAUGGAAUAUACACUCCUGUUGAGAGUAUGCAAAACAUUUAUUCCAGUAAUGGACAAUGCCAUGUCUAUAUUUUAUAUGAAAACACCAGAUAUAUUUAAUUACAGAAGGUAACGGCAAAUGUUUCAUGCCAUUUUGCAACUUUGAAGCUUAACAAUCUUGCUUUGUACUUCAGAUUAUUUUGUAAGGGGGGGGAAGGAAAAGAAAUAUAUACAAUUUAUGCAGAUAUUUGAGAUUAAUACUGCUAAGAGUUCUUUUUUUUGAUUGUAAAUAAUGUACAUUCAGUGUCACAAGGAAGUUUUUUCAGCUAAUUUGUUUCCAUACAAAUUUUUGAUAGAUGCAAAUAAGAUCAUUAUGUUUAGAGAUCUAAUGUUAUAUGUAUUCAUAUUACAGAGUGAAUUUGUAUUUAAAGACAAAUUUUUAAAUGAUGGAGCCCUCUGAACCUUGGGUCCUUGGCUUUUGUAUUUUUAAUUGGUUUAUUAUGAAAAUAAAUCAAGUGGAAAAACA